This is a messenger RNA of Athene cunicularia (burrowing owl), 8519 nucleotides long. RefSeq names its product cadherin 6 (gene CDH6). The coding region runs from base 344 to 2716 and encodes 790 amino acids. Gene Ontology annotation, biological process: homophilic cell-cell adhesion; cell-cell junction assembly; multicellular organism development. The transcript is spliced from 12 exons. The record is from RefSeq and is a predicted model, not a curated record. Gene Ontology annotation, molecular function: calcium ion binding; cadherin binding. Lineage: Eukaryota; Metazoa; Chordata; Aves; Strigiformes; Strigidae. Gene Ontology annotation, cellular component: catenin complex; adherens junction; plasma membrane.
GGGAGCUGUAAUGAUAAACAUGAGCUGGAAAACUGGACCAAAGAAUCAGAAGAAAAUGCAUGAAUAAAUUAUCAACUGUGGACAUGCCCAGGAACUGAGAGCAGUCACCUCCCCCCACCCUCUCACUCUCCUGUUAAAAAAUCCUCAGCCGUGUAGCCAGAGAGCAGGAACGACAUCCCAGGACUUCUGUGGCCAGUGACACAGCAAACAACAUCAGAUCCUUUGAGACUUCAAAAACUAUUUAAAGAAGGAAGACAGCAUGAGAUUGGAUUCAGUGCAGUAAAGUAGGUUAGUUUGAGGACAAGACAAAAAGUCAUUAUUUAAACCUUCUUGUGUUGCCGUGAUGAGAACUUACCAUUGCUUCUGGCUGCUGUUUUGGGCUGGUCAGCCCCACCAAAGUUUCUUGACUCCGUUAUCCAAAAGGACUAGUGGCUUUCCAGAAAAAGAAAAGGUUUUGGUAUUGUCUGGAAACAGCAGGCGAGAAGUCCAUCGUUCCAAAAGGAGCUGGAUGUGGAAUCAAUUCUUUUUAUUGGAGGAAUACACAGGAACCGACUACCAAUAUGUUGGCAAGCUGCAUUCAGACCAGGAUAAAGGAGAUGGAUCACUUAAGUAUAUCCUUUCUGGAGAUGGAGCAGGAGACCUCUUCAUUAUCAAUGAAAACACUGGUGACAUCCAGGCCACAAAGAGACUAGACAGAGAAGAAAAGCCUGUAUACAUACUCCGUGCCCAGGCUAUAAACAGAAAGACUGGAAGACCGGUGGAACCAGAAUCUGAGUUCAUCAUUAAGAUCCAUGAUAUCAAUGACAAUGAACCAAUGUUUACAAAGGACAUUUACAAUGCCAGCAUUCCCGAAAUGUCAGAUGUUGGUACCUUUGUUGUGCAAGUCACUGCAACUGAUGCCGAUGAUCCUACGUAUGGGAACAGUGCUAAAGUUGUCUACAGCAUUCUCCAGGGACAACCAUAUUUCUCUGUCGAAUCUGAGACAGGCAUUAUUAAAACUGCUUUGCUAAACAUGGACCGUGAAAACAGGGAGCAAUACCAAGUGGUCAUCCAGGCUAAGGACAUGGGAGGCCAGAUGGGCGGAUUAUCAGGAACCACCACCGUGAACAUCACGCUGACUGACGUUAAUGACAAUCCACCUCGCUUCCCCCAGAGCACUUACCAGUUCAGAGCUCCUGAGUCUACACCACCCGACUCACCAGUUGGCAGGAUAAAAGCUAAUGAUGCCGAUGUGGAUGAAAAUGCAGAGAUUGAAUACAGCAUUACUGAGGGGGAUGGAUAUGACAUGUUUGGAAUUACCACAGACAAGGACACACAGGAAGGAAUUAUAACUGUCAAAAAGGCAUUAGAUUUUGAAAAUAAAAGCCUGUAUAUUCUGAAAGUAGAAGCUACCAAUACUCAUGUGGACCCUCGAUUCCUCUACCUGGGGCCAUUCAAGGACUCAGCUACAGUCAGAAUUCAGGUGGAGGAUGUAGAUGAGCCCCCUGUGUUCAGCAGACCAGCAUACAUAAUGGAAGUAAAAGAAGAUGUUCCAAUAAACAGUGUAAUAGGAACAGUAACUGCUCAGGAUCCGGAUGCUGCCAAGAACCCUGUCAAGUACUCUGUAGAUCGACACACUGAUAUGGACAGAGUAUUCAACAUCAAUUCAGGAAAUGGUUCGAUAUUUACUUCAAAACCCCUUGACCGGGAAACACUGCUAUGGCACAACAUUACAGUAAUAGCAGCAGAGAUCAACAACCCAAAACAAAGCAGCCGUGUCCCAGUGUUCAUUAAGGUUUUGGAUGUAAAUGACAAUGCUCCAGAGUUUGCCAUGUUUUAUGAGACCUUCGUCUGUGAAAAUGCAAAGGCAGAACAGCUGAUACAAACAUUAAGUGCUGUUGAUAAAGAUGACUCUUACAGUGGACAUCAGUUUUCAUUCUCCUUAGCUCCUGAGGCAGCCAGCAGCUCCAACUUUACACUACAGGACAACAGAGACAACACAGCAGGGAUUUUUACCCGAAAAACCAGAUAUAACCGGCAUGAAAUGAGUACGUACUUCUUGCCAGUGGUAAUAUCAGACAAUGACUACCCCAUCCAGAGCAGCACUGAAACAGUGACUAUUCGAGUAUGUGCUUGUGACCAUCGAGGAAAGAUGCUGUCCUGUAAUGCAGAAGCCUUGAUUCAUCCUACUGGUCUUAGCACUGGGGCUCUUAUUGCCAUUCUUCUCUGUAUCAUUAUACUACUCGUUACAGUGGUGCUGUUUGCAGCACUCAGACGGCAGCGGAAAAAAGAGCCUUUGAUUAUUUCCAAAGAAGACAUCAGAGACAACAUUGUCAGUUAUAAUGAUGAAGGUGGUGGAGAGGAAGACACCCAGGCAUUUGAUAUCGGCACACUGAGGAAUCCCGAAGCCAUAGACGAUAACAAAUUGCGCAGAGACAUUGUGCCGGAAACACUUUUUAUGCCACGGCGGACUGCAACAGCACGAGAUAACACGGAUGUCAGAGAUUUCAUUAACCAAAGGUUAAAGGAAAAUGAUACAGAUCCAACGGCACCCCCAUAUGACUCGUUAGCAACCUACGCAUAUGAAGGUAAUGGUUCUGUGGCCGAGUCUCUCAGCUCCUUGGAGUCGGUGACUACAGAUGGAGAUCAGGACUACGAUUACCUCAGUGACUGGGGGCCUCGGUUUAAAAAGCUGGCAGAUAUGUAUGGUGCAAUGGACAGUGACAAAGACUCUUAAUAUGUUGCCUUUUUUUUUUUUUUCCCUUCCUCAUUUUCAGAAACAGCAUUGAAAUAUGUGAAGUGGCUAUUUCUUUCUAUUUCUCCACAGAUGUGUGAAAGGGUUGUCUAUUCUACCCGUUCAAAUUGUCUAAUGACUGCAGUCUGUGUGGAUCAGCUGUCAGAAAUUUUUUUCUAGUAUCAUUUUAUGAGCUUCCAAGAGGCAAAAUUCUUAUUUUUUACUGCAUCCAGUUUACCAAGCCAAUCUUACAGUAGUGGAGGGGAAAAAAAGGAUCAGAAGGGGAGCAAUAUUUUCACUUGUUCUGCUUAUAUUGUAAAUUGGAGUAUAUUAUUGUUCAAGCUCACUUGCUCUUUUUACUUGUAUUCAGACUAUUCAGCUCAGACAACUGCUCUGUCGAUUGUGUAUUGCACAUCCCAAUGUAAUGAGGUACCCUAGUUUACCCUAUGUAUUAUAGUCAAAAGUAGUGGUGAUGAAAUGAAGGUUUAUUAUACAAGUAGAGUAAGCUGAGAAAAAACAUCAAACAUGCAUUUUAAUCGUAAAAAGGGUAGAAAGGCCUAAUGGUCAUUCAAAUCUAAGUGUUUUUCUAGAUCUUGCCAUUGCCCCCAAUGCACUGAAUCAUACUAACACACGCAUAUAUAUAGUUCAUUGACUGCAAUGUAUAUAUUUUUCUGACCUAGCAUUGCUGGAGAGAUGUGUGUGCGUGCAUGUGUGUGCAGUCGGUAGCCCAAUAUCUAGUUCUUAGGUGGUUUCCCAGUUCUAACCCAGAUUUGCCUUGUGAUACAGGGAAAGUCAUCUAAUCCAACUCCAGAUUAGCUCACAAUUUGGAGGAAGGAGCAGAUUAUAACUGUGCUUUUCUUCAUACUUCUCUGGUCAGCCCCCUCCUGCACAUCAUUUCAGUGAUGGCCACUGCGCUGGGGAGGUGGGAGUCAGGCUUUCCAUAUCCAUCUAAUUCUGACUGUUCUCAUGUGCAGGAGGGGAGUAAUAGCCUCAAGGUAACUACCACCCGAUGGGGCAAAAAGAGCAACUGUAAAGGAGGAAAGAGUGCUUUUUUGGUCCUGACUUUCCCUGCCUGGAUGCCCAGGGUAGCUUCCUGACUCUCUGCCCAGUUUUGCUAUCUGUAAAGUGGGGAAAUAAUGCCUACCUCAUCAGGAUGUUGCAAGAAUUAUAUAAGUCAUUUGGAAAAUGCUUUAGAGAUGGAAAACAGUGGCAUUCAGCCAGAGGAAGUAUUUUCUUAUGCUUUUGAGUGGUUUUCUUACCCACACCCACCCCCCACCCCACCCCCGAUUCAAGCCCUGAAUACACAAGUAAGUUAGAAUCAAUUGUCAUUCCAGUGGCCUGAAAAAGUAGGGUUUAUAACUAUAACUCAUUUUUAAAAUAAACUACUCAGCCAGAGCUGUUAAAAGACUUCACCAAAAGGUAAAAAUUUAAUCACAAGUCUCUCUGUGUUUAUCUGCUUUGCCAAGCUAAGUAAUUUUUGUCCAGGGGUGGGGUAGGGGAAGAUGCCAUAGUCUCAGGCCAAAACAAUUUUCUUUACAGCUUGUGCACCACUCAGUAUUUCUGUUGGUUUGUCAAAUGCGUGCAGUUGCUGCUCUUCAAAUUCAGCCAUCUAGGAGAGGCUAUCUGCAGAAAACCCUAAUGGGCUGCCACGGGACAUGUCCAAUUCCAGGGGCGAAAAGCUGCCCUGUGUCCCAAAGUAGGGACACAGCCCAAUGGCACUGUGCCAAGGCAAGAAGGAUUUUUUAAAAAAAUUAAAUUUUUUAAUAUACCUCAGACAUAACUAAACUCAUUUAUUUCAAGACAGUAUUUAAUACCAGAAUUACAGACAUGGAUCUAUUUCCCUACCUUGUUGUGGUGUGAAUCAGUUUGAAAACUAAACAGCAACUCCAAUUUACUCUAAAAAUAGAGAAGGGAAAAAAGUUAAUAAACAGAAAAUUAAAAGGGAUUAAAAAUUAAUCCCUGGAAUUCAUUACUCAUAGAGAGUUAAAUAAAGAAAGCAGUAAGAUUUCCGAGUAUUGGACUUUUACAAGCAUGACGCCAUAAUUUCAGGUUUUGCAAACCGGCUGACAGUGGAGGAUGAGCCAGCCACGCUGCGGUGCUCAACUGGGUUUGGGAAAGACUUCUUCGCAGUGGGGAGCACUGCACUUUUAGAGGUCUAGGGCAAGGCAGCUAGUGGCUUGCAGAUGCCCAGCAUGAUAGACUAAAUGGGUUUUCAGAGUGGAGGAGCCCAGAGUUUCAAAGGGCCCUAAACCACUGGUGUCCCCGAUGGAGGCCUCUCACGGUGCUUCAGUCCAGCAGGGUGAGGUGCCCAACUCCAUUGCUCAGGGAGGCUGAGCCUGUCACACCUGUCACAACAGCAAUGGCACGACUAGGCCUUUAUUAUGUCCUCCUGAUGGCCCCUUAUUAAUUCAAGAUGAUAAAAGCUUUUGAAAAUCUAGCCCUUUGUGGCUUCCUUGAAACCAGAGCAUUCAGGAGGCAAUCUGUCUGAAACCUGGCUCUGGCAGACUGGAGGGACCAUCUGGAUUUCGGAUACAUGGAGGAGCAGCAGGUGCUCAGCACCACCUGCCACGGGCCCCUCACUUCAGGCUGCUCUCCUCAUACAGGCAGCGGAGACAGUGUACCCCUCAGGGGGCUCUUCCGAAUGGCUCCCUAACACACUCCUGUGUCUCACCCUUCACUGCCUGGGCUUGCCUCGAGAGUCCAGCUGGAUGCCCAAAGAGAGCCAGUGAGCAGUCUCUUUCCCUCCUCAGGCCCUGAGAAAACUGGUUUGUGUGUGGAGGGGAUGGCAGAGGUGGCUGCGAAACCACACAGAUAUUUGGCCCUGCGAGCCACCCCCAGCUCACAGGGAAGGGGGAGCCACUGUCUCUUGGCUGAAGACAGACCUUGCACCCUGAAAGGGCUGGGCUGCCCUGCAGAGGGCAGCUGGCAUUAAUCACUCUUGGGGGUGGAAUAACAAGGCAGGAGGAUCACUGAUCUCCUUGUAACUACUUUUCUAUGGUUGUACAGUGAUUUUGUCUGAUUUAGUGAUUGUCAGUAGGAGUCCAUGCGCAAGGGGUUUUUGGUUUGGGUUGGUUUUUUUUUUUUCCUUCUUUUAAUUGAAAGCUGGUUUUAUCUUGUCCAUUGAGUGACACAGUAAAUAAUAGAGAGUGGCUACUCGUGCCUGUUGUGUAAAUAUAUUAUAUAUAAAAUUAUGUUAUUUCACCACAAAUAUGGUGCCUGAAUAGGAAAUGGAUUCUUCUGAGAAAAUUCAAAGCAAACUCGCAUCGAAAUUAUUAUUUAUGCAUCUAGGUUUUAAGGUCUAUUUUUUCCUGCAAAUUAGACAGAGUUAGCAUCUCUCACACAGCAAGAAGAGUUCAAUUCUGUCUUUUCUUCUUGCUUGGCAGUACCACAAAGUGCAAUUUAUAAAAUCAGUACUGCAUAUUAAAUAUUGAAAGUGCCAUAUUGAAGUGAAUACAAAAUUUUGCAGUAGUAUUUCUUUGCACUUUGUUGCAUGCCAGCGUGCUAGGUGAUAGGAAUAAGUAUUUAACAAUGCUUUCACACAGUGCUAGAAUUGUCAUUUAUAGAUAAACAAGUGUUAGACUAUGGGCUAUGAAGUGGGUUUCAAGGCUGUUUUAAGCCUGCUUUUCUUAUAACCACACCUAUUUCAGAAGAAGAAAUAUUAUUAGGAAGUUUAGCUAAGCCAGGUAGAGAGAUGAACAAUGCAGUUGGCUUUUAAUUUGGAAAAGCAUCUGAUAUAACAACAUGGGAUCUAUUAAAAGAUACCAGGGAGUUCAGUAGAGUUAAGAUGAAACAGGGGCUUGUAUAUGGGAGACUUUUCCAGCAUUGCCACUGCAGAACAAUGACAUCUCUACACUUGAAAUGGAAUAAGGUUUCUAGUAUAGCUAUUUCAUCCCGGCUCCCAAAACAGCCACUUUAUUCAAGAAAAAUAUUUUUUUUACUCCAGAAGAAUGAUUAUUUCAGGUUAAAACUGAUGCUAUCCCACAGCAGCACCAGUAAGGGGAGACACAGCAACACAUGCCUCCAAGGCAGUUUUGCCAGGACAUCUCUCUGUAGACAAGCCCUUGGCAGAGAACUGAGGCAAAAACUCGCAGCAUGCUCUGGACGAGGGGAUUUGCGGGUUUCCACAGGUCUCUACUGACAGUAUCACAGGACUGGGAUGUGUUCCCAAACCUGCUGUGGAUGAAGAUGCACCUAACAGUGAGAAAAACAAGUUGUCUGUGUUUUUCAGUUAUUGCUGGUAAAAAAAUUCCCUGAAAAGAUUCUGAGUAGAAGAAAAACUCUCCACCUGUACCAACACCAGUAUUUUCUAAAUUUAUCCUAAGAUAUAUUUUUCUGAAUUUUUAUUUUGUUAGUUGUCAGGUCUUACUUCAUUCUGUUAAAUGUGAAUGGGAAAGGCAGGCUUCAAGUGAUCCAGUUUUGGAAGUAGCAGGCUACAUUACAAGGCACAACAUUUCCAUUUUUCUGUAACAAAACAAACAAGAAAAAUCUUACAAAACCCAACUAAGUGAAUUUUUGUAGUACCAUAAAAAGCAGAAUGGUCAUAAAGAAAUAGAGCAGGGAGAAAUGACUUUGGGAAUGUGUGUCUACACAUGUAUGGUAUGAAUAAAAUGAAGGGAAAUAAUGAACAUUGGAAGCCGGCCAUGUUUCAAAACCAAACUUACCCACGUUGAGCAGGGCCUACAGUGCACAGUCACUUCUAACCCUUCGAGGUUUCCUACAGCAGCCAGAGGGAGAUUUGCAUGGAUAGGGAGAAAGACACCAUCUUUUUCAGACCCAGCAAAUUAAAUGCAGGAUACUUCCGUGCAGAUCCCUGGGAAAGAAAGUCCCUUUGUUAAGAUUAUUAUUAAAAUGUGUUAAAUUUCUGCAGCAGAUCUAUCUUGAUGGCCUUCUGCACAGAGAAAUCUGGACAGUAAUUCUGAGCAGGUAACUCCCUGUGAACACCACCAUGUUAGCUCUUCUUGCCACCAUCUGUUUUAAAUCUCUCCAUGUUUCAUUUGUCUAUAAAUAGUAUUGAUGUUUUUCAGAAGAUCACUGUCCCAGCUGGAUGCUGCCAUCCCCUGCCCAUUUGUGUUUCAAUCAACACUGCAGUCUGAACUCCCUUGUCAAAUGAGAGCUGACAAAUUAACACUCAUUACACUACUUCCAAUAAUUAUAAACUACGUCAUAAGUUACGAAAGGCAAGGGUUUUUCCAACCCCUUUAGACCUGUGAAACAGCAGCCUCUUCCAAUAAAUGUCAAAGCCACAGCAUUUCUUAUUUUCACUUUAGUCUUCAGAAAGGCUUGUUUCCUUAGAGAUUGUUCCUGUACUUAAGAAAGAAGAGGAACAGAAGCAUAUUUAAUGUCUACAGCCUCAUGCAUUGCUCCAGAAGGAGGGAAAAAACCACAGCAGCCAAUGCAGUGUUUUAAUGCCAGUCUCUCCUCUCAGUAAAACUAAUUCAGGCACAGCUGAAUCAAUCUUGAUCCUGCCCAUCAUUUCACAAUAUUACACUUUUCAGUCCAGACCUGCAUUUGUCAUACACUAAAUGCUUUCCCAGACAGUUCAUAAAAUUCAUCAGUAAGUAUCCAAAAGCCAUGGCUGAGGUUACAGGGAGUACAAGAGUCACAGAACUGGGAGUUUCAGGAAGAACACGAAGUGAAUUGCAUGAGGGCAUGGAGGGAGGUAAUCAAUGAUAUGCAAGGCAGGCCCAUGGCACUUAAAAGCCACAAAGCUGUCAUAUUGUGCUUAGAGUUACUGGAUUUCAAAGGAGUUUUUAUUUUUUUUUUUUUUUUUUUUUUUUCUGCAUGUAUCUUUUGCUUUCCUUAAAAA